AUGGACCCGAGCUCGAUCGUGAGUAUGUCGAGGGUCGACGGUACGUCCAAGGAGCGGCCGCCGCAGCGCACUCGGUCCGAGCGGAAGGCGUUCUCCCAGCUGCGCAGAGACGAGCGCGCGAGGGCCGUCGAGAGCCUCAAGCAGCGCGACAUCCUCGAGCGCGAGAAGCGUGAAAAGGAGCGCAUCCGCAACGGCGGCGACCCGAACGACGCAUUCGAGCCCAAGACGCGCCACGCCCUCCGCGACAAGAUUCUGAACGUCUUCAAGUCGUCUUCGAGCGGCGAGCCGGCGACCAAGGGCACCAAGAAGCAGCUCGACGAGGCGGCGUGGCAGCAAGAAGAGCGCGACCGCGACUCGGAGCGCGACCACGUCGGCGAGUGGCUCGCUGGCGUCGACGAGCGCGGCGGCGUGUAG
Messenger RNA from Rhodotorula graminis WP1, 414 nucleotides. RefSeq lists its product as uncharacterized. Lineage: Eukaryota; Fungi; Basidiomycota; Microbotryomycetes; Sporidiobolales; Sporidiobolaceae. The record is from RefSeq and is a predicted model, not a curated record. Bases 1 to 414 code for a protein of 137 amino acids. The transcript has 2 exons.